CUUCUUUAGCCCCACAAAAUAUUAUGCCUACUGCUACCGACCAACACAUCCAAGAGGAUUUAUGCAGUGAUGGUGAAUCAGAAGACAUUCCCAUGAACACGGUCGUCCAUGCCGAGUCACACAUAAAUCCAUGUCGACAUUUUCUCGGUAAGAUGUAUGUACCAUGUCGUUUUUGUAAGGCUUUACAUUGGAUGGAUGAAAAAUUGACAAAAUCAUCCAAGAAACUUCCUUUAUUUGGGAAAUGCUGUUUGGAAGGAAAGAUCAGGCUUCCUUUUCUAAAUAGACCCCCUCCCCUUCUUCAAGCGUUGUAUGAGGGGAAUGAUGAUCAAUCAAGAUCAUUUCGGCGUCACACAUAGGCGUACAAUGCAGCCAAUGCUUUUAGGAGUCUUGGUGCUACAUUAGAUGCAAGAGUACUUAGCGGGAAGGGGCCUACGUCAUUUACCAUUCAUGGAGAAUUGCGACAUCGAAUAGGGUCACUUCUUCCACUACCAGGGCAUGAUGCAGCAUACGCUCAAUUAUAUGUUUAUGACGCAGAUUAAGCUUUAGCAAUUCGUAAUCAGAGAAAUCAUCAGUUACGACGGGAUGUGCUUUAAACUAUUCAAGGUUGUUUGUCAGAAGUUAAUGCAUUUAUUGGUAAGUAUCAUCAGGCUUAUGCGAUUUUGAAUCAAUUAGCCUCAACAAGACGACAUUUACCUGCCCACCUUCAUUAUAGCUCGGCAAAAGAUCAAAGACGGUUUAAUCUACCAACAACAGAUGGGGUAGCGAUAGUUAUACCAGAAGAUGGAUCUGAGUCAAGCGGAAUGAAGGAUAUAAUAUUGCAUCUAGAAGGAAAUAAUGGGUUGAUUCAAAUUAACGAGUGUCACCUUGCCUAUUUGCCAUGGCAUUAUCUUUUGCUAUUCCCACGCGGUUAACUUGGAUAGGAACCUGAUCUAAAACAGUGGGACGUUAAUCGUGAUCAACCUUCAUCCGAACGAAUGACUCAAAUGCAAUAUUAUAGCUAUCGUUUGUUUGAUCACCUUGAUGAGUAUUCAACCAUUUUGAGAGGCAAAAAAUUAUUCCAAGAAUUCUUGGAAGAUAUCUGGGCCUCAACUGAGCAAAAUCGUUUGACAUUCCACAAGUUCAAUCAAGGGAAACUUCGUGCUGAACUUUAACAAGACUUAAGAGAUAUUGGUCCGGGAGAUUUGGGACCUAAUCAAAUUGGACAGAGAGUCGUCUUACCCUCUUCAUUUACCGGCAGUCCUCGACAUAUGUUUGAAAUCUUUCAAGAUUCGAUGGUUAUCAGGCGAUACAACCAGCACCCUGAUAUUUUCCUCACGAUGACUGCAAAUCCAAGGUGGCCGGAGAUUACCGCAGCUUUGCUACCCCGUCAAACAGCUGUUGAUCGUCCUGAUUUAGUUGUCCGUGUUUUUGAACUAAAAAGAAGGGCUUUGAUGAGGGAAAUAGAAACAAAUAAAAUGUUUGGUAAGAAGGUUGCACAUGUCUUCACAAUUGAGUUUCAAAAGUGAGGCCUCCCACAUAUGCACGCACUUUUAUUCCUUAAAGGGCCGGAUAAAAUUCGGACAUGUGCCCAAGUAGACAACUUAGUAUGUGCGGAAUUCCCAGAUCCAAAAGAUGAUCCUGAACUUUUUGAAACAGUUAAGUGUUGUAUGGUGCAUGGACCGUGUGGAGCAUGUAAUCCUCAAGCACCGUGUAUGGAAAAUGGCAAAUGCACUAAGAGAUACCCUCGGGACUUUGUAGUUGCUACAAGCAUGGACGAAGAUGGAUAUCCCAUUUAUCGUCGCCGCAAAAUUGAUCAGGUGUACACCGUGAAGGGGCAACCGGUUGACAAUAGAGAUGUCGUACCAUACAAUGCAUAUCUUUCAAGACAGUUUAAUUGCCAUAUUAAUGUUGAGGUUUGUGCAGGAAUGAGAUGUGUCAAGUACAUCCAUAAGUACAUCUAUAAGGGUUACGAUUGCGCAACAAUGGUGUUGGGAUCAAUAAAUGAGAUCCAACAAUAUCUCGAUGGCAGGUACAUUGGACCACCAGAGGCUGCUUGUAGAAUUUUUGGUCAUCAUUUACAUGAAGAAGUACCCACAGUUAUGCGACUAGACCUUCAUUUACCGGGAAUGCAUCGUGUUAAUUUUAAUCCAAAUGAAAUGUUGGAGUCAAUAAGAGCUAAAGCUGCUCACCAGAAGUCGACUUUGACUGAAUUUUUUUCAUGGUAUGCUUCCAACCCUAAUGCAUGCGCCUACACUUAUCAAGAAUUCCCUCAGCAUUCCGUUUGGAAAAAAACGGAAAAGAUAUGGAUGCCGAGGAUAAUGGGGUUUGCUAUUAGAAGAAUGUACUUUGCUAGCCCUAACUGUGGUGAGAAAUUCUAUAUGCGUUUGCAACUUACCGUUGUCAAAGCGCCGAAAUCCUUUGAAUGUUUGAGGACAGUUGACAAUGUCUUGCAUGAUACAUACAAGUCGGCAUGUGUUGCAAAAGGACUUUUGAAAGAUGACGAAGAAUGGAUACAAUGUCUUACGGAAGCUGCAAUAAUGAAAACUGGAUACCAACUGAGGAGAUUGUUUAGCAUUAUUCUCGCACAAUACUCCCUAUUACAACCAUAUGCUCUAUGGAAACAGUUCUCAUUGCAUAUAUGUGAUGAUCUUGCAUAUAAGAUUCAUAUGUUAUUUGGAAUUUCAAACCCAACUGAGGCUCAAGUUGAGGAUUAUGGUUUGUAUCUUCUUAAUCAAUUGCUUCAAGAAUCAGGUAAGACAUUAUUCGACUUUCCACCUAUGCCACAUCCAAAUGGGAAUUGGAAUGCAGUAGUUGGUAAUAGGCUAAUCUUAGAACAUCAACAACUCCGAUUUGAGGCCCAACAGACAGAUGCACAAAAUCAGAUUGAUAGCCUUAACAAUGCACAACGCACAGCUUUUGGUGCAAUUACUGGUUCGGUCUUUGGUAACGAAGGAACUGUAUUUUUUAUGAGCGGGGGUGCCGGAAUUGGCAAAACAUUUUUGUACAACACGAUUGCAUUGAAAUGUCGCAGUCUAGGCCAUAUUGUUGUCACCGUGGCUUCAUCUGGAAUCGCAUCGUUGUUACUGUCAGGAGGUCGCAUUGCACACUCGACAUUUUGUAUUCCACUGGAUGUAUUGGACGACUCUGUUUGUAAUUUCAGCAAACAAUCGUUACAGGGAGAGCUAUUUAGAGAGACUACGCUUAUAAUAUGUGAUGAGGUUCCUAUGCAGCAUAAACAUUGUGUUGAAGCGGUCGAUCGCACUCUUAGGGAUAUUUGGGAUAGUGAUAAGCCAUUUGGGGGUAGUACUGUUGUAUUUGGUGGAGACUUCCGACAAAUCUUACCCGUUGUGACGAAAGGGGUUCGUGAGCAAAUUGUGAACGCAUCACUGAGACGCUCUUUUCUUUGGAAGCAUGUCCAUGUUUUGACUUUGGAUAUGAAUAUGCGUCUGAAUCACGAAGAAUGCAGAAAUUCUAAUUUUGCUGAUUUCUUGAUGGAGAUUGGAACUAAUCCUGAGGAGAUCGUAAAGCUUCCAUCCACAAUACACAAAUGCCAAGAUCUAAAUGAAUUACUAUCUACAGUUUAUCCUCGCCUGAAUGUGGCAUCAACGUCGACCCCGAUGUUUUAACUGAGC
Messenger RNA from Rhododendron vialii, 3611 nucleotides. RefSeq lists its product as uncharacterized. Gene Ontology annotation, biological process: DNA repair; telomere maintenance. NCBI's taxonomy places the organism in Eukaryota, Viridiplantae, Streptophyta, Magnoliopsida, Ericales, Ericaceae. Gene Ontology annotation, molecular function: DNA helicase activity. The record is from RefSeq and is a predicted model, not a curated record. The transcript has 4 exons. The coding region runs from base 1518 to 3605 and encodes 695 amino acids.